CCUUUUACAGAACUUGGGUUUGCCAAUGGAUCAAUAUGCUCGGUGCAAGUACGAACACACGCUCAAAUGGAAGUACUUGAGUUUCAAUUGUAGAAAACGGCAAUUCUCCCUUUCCUGAGCUGACAAUAGAAUGGUCACAUAAGCAGUCAUAGACGAGCAAGGCAGGAGGGCCUGUGACGGCAAGAAAGUAAUCUGACCCUUCUGCGCGUGUUGUUCUUACUACUACGGCCUAUGGGGACCUCUCUAGCUCCAGACAACGUUCUGUGAGUGUAUGGUGCUAGUGUUCGUAGAUUCCCCGCAGUGUGGCGAGAAUCACGAGUCCAAGCGUUGUACCGGAGGCUUGCGGAGCGCUCAAUUGAAGGGUUUAAGGGCAUGAGGAGUGGACCGCCGAAUUUGCGCAAUAUUUCUGUCUUAUUGUCUCCAUAUCUUGAAGGUUAAACUGGAGUAGUUUCCUCCUGUGCUCAGGACUCACGAAUUUGCUCGAUCUAUGGGUUUUGGUAGGGUAGUUUCUGCGACAUCAUUCUUGUCGCAAGUUCUAAAGGGACCGUAUGAACAAAAUUGCGGGGUGUUUGCAUUCUCCUGUGCAGCAGCAUUGAAGUAGUUCCCAAAUGUAACGGGAGUUUGGUCAAGAUUUGGAGGUUUAAGGAUCCAGUUAUGCAAUUUCAAUUCUGUUCCUCCCGAUUAUUACCAAUUUGAAUCUUUGGGGACAUACGGUGGUGCAAAGAUGUCGAAACUUUUGUGUGGCCCUUUGACUUGUGAUCAAACGAGAGCUAUGAGCGGUUCAAAAGAUAUCCUCAGCAAUUUCAGUAUGCACAGACCUCUGUUUUUUAGCAGUUACGGAUUGUAUUCCCGCUCUGCUCCCUCUCGGACCCUAGAUUGUGCAAGGUCAGAGCCACCCAAGUUUCGAAUUAGCUCUCAGGCUGGGCGCAGGCAUCACCGGAGAAGGGACAUGGGAUUUGGAGCACCGCAGAUAAAACCCAAAGAAAACGAGAAUGUAGACAGGGUGAGCUAUAGUCGCAGGGACAGAGGGUCGGACGACAAACUUGUCAUUACUUUAGACAUGGAAGAAUUGAAACAACGAGCAGCAGAUAGAGUUUUAGUAGCUAAGAGAGCGGCUCAACGAUCUGUGGAUAAAGUCGUGAGGGUAGGUAAAGAUUUUGCCGAUGAAGGUGUCGAGGCGUGGAGGGAAUUGCGUAACAGCGUUAGAGUUCAAAAAGAUAGACGUGUAGUGAUAGCUGUGAAGCGCUCGACGAUCAAUUUUGCUGGUAAAGUACUUCUUUGGUCUGUCUUAGGAACUGUGUUUGUGAAGUUCUUGAUAUAUGCCAUGAGAGAAUACAGAUGGGGUUGGGAUGAUUCUUCUCGGCCGAGAAGGGCCGUCCGAGAUAGGAGUUUGGGAGGGAGAGAAGUGGCGUUGGGCAGCGGCUUCAAGGCGCGUGAAAGAAUAUCAGGAAGUAGGAAUACGAGUUCCACACGAGUUUUCAAUCCCCUCGAUGGCAUUGAAAGUUCACGUUCUGAAAAAGUUCUUAGAAGCAAGAGGGAUCGGGGUACUGUGACAAAGACAGCUCGUCUUCCUGGCUGGUGGCCUGCCUCCUUUAUGCCACCUUCACCUUCCAUAAUUACUCGUCAAAAAGCUGAAGAGAAGGCUCACAGUCUUCUGCAAGGCAUAAUGCAGAAACGUUUGAUUGGUUACGAUUUUGCGUUUGAAGACAUGAUUGAGCUCAGGCAACUGUGUAAGACGGCUGGGAUGAAGGUGAAAUUCGACACGCCCAACACCCGGGACACCUUCUAUCGAGCGGCCAUCAAUUAUGUUCUGUUGGCUUGCUGUAGUGAUACAGGGGAUGCAUCGAUAUCAGACUUCGGAAGUGAAGAUGGGGUGAGCUUCAUUGCUGGGCUGGCAAGUAACAUUGGUCUAGAGGAUGAUCGCGCUGCAACAAUGGUGAACGCCGCAGUCGCAGCACGUACUCGCGCUGGUUUUCUUCAAGUUAGGGCCCUUCAGUUGCAAGAAAAGUUCAGGGAAGCAGACGAGGAGCUGGUUAAAAUAAUACGAAUGCAUUCUUAUUUCCAACCCGACUCGGAUUCUCCGGAGAUGGAGCUUGUUGCAAGGGGAAUCGAAAGUCAGUUCAAUACGGAAGGGAAAGUCGAAUUGUUGAAGGCGUAUGAGAAGAUGGGAGGCAAUAAGACAAUGCGAGUUGCCGAAGAAGCACUUGGUUUACAUCUAUCCAGCUAAGAGAUUUUUGUGGAUCAAGUAGAGGGUAAAGUCACAGUUGCUAUGGCCUUUAAGAGGCGAUGUUACACAUAUGUAUGGUGUUUGCCACUUGAUUCCUGGUUAACAGCACCGAAGAUAAAGGACCGAAGUCAUAUUGUACUUCCAUGUUGUAGUGGGAAUUAUAAUGCUCAGUAUGCUCCUCGAAGCGACUCAAUAAACUCCCACAUAUUUCCA
Molecule: messenger RNA, 2440 nt
Organism: Marchantia polymorpha subsp. ruderalis
Lineage: Eukaryota; Viridiplantae; Streptophyta; Marchantiopsida; Marchantiales; Marchantiaceae
Source: the annotation of a GenBank genome assembly